Vicia villosa (hairy vetch) is the source of this 2378-nucleotide messenger RNA. Its product is annotated as polyadenylate-binding protein-interacting protein 3-like. Lineage: Eukaryota; Viridiplantae; Streptophyta; Magnoliopsida; Fabales; Fabaceae. Gene Ontology annotation, biological process: cytoplasmic stress granule assembly. Bases 233 to 2119 code for a protein of 628 amino acids. The transcript has 15 exons. The record is from RefSeq and is a predicted model, not a curated record. Gene Ontology annotation, cellular component: cytoplasmic stress granule. Gene Ontology annotation, molecular function: RNA binding.
AGCGCUAUUUUUGUUUUGCACCUCCCUUCAAAAUCCGAUAAACCACCACCUCUCUCUCUCACCGGAGAUAUUCAAACUUUUUCACCGCCUCCCUCUCCGGUCACCAACCGAAGCAACACAACUUCAAUCAUCAACAAAUCCCUAACGAACCAAACGUUUCAUCUUCAACUCAUCUUUUCAACCUCCACUGCGUUCUCAACCAAGAUCUGAGGGGCAGGGGCUGUAAGUGAGGAUGAAUUUGCAACCUGGGCAGUCUAAAUCCUCUAAUGGAUAUGGCCGUCGUAAAUCUGACAGAGAAGGUGCAGCUAAGUUAGAGAAUAAGAUGCCAUCUGAAAAAUUAAAUGCCAACAGAUUGGCAAGCACAGGUGUGAUUUAUGGCAUUAAAGGUGAUAGUUACGGAAGUCCUUCACAUGACCGACUAGUAUAUCUAACAACAUGCCUAAUUGGGCAGCAGGUGGAGGUCCAGGUGAAAAAUGGGUCUAUAUACUCUGGAAUAUUUCAUGCAACAAAUACAGACAAAGAUUUUGGAAUCAUUUUGAAAAUGGCUCGCUUGACAAAGGACGCUUCUUCACAAAGGCAGAAGCCUGCUGCAGAAUUUAUCAGCAAGGCUCCUUCAAAGAUUUUAAUUAUACCUGCCAAAGAACUUGUGCAAAUUAUAGCACAGGGUGUUGCUGUUACAAGUGAUGGCCUACCUAGUGAACCUCACCAUGAUAGAUAUCAGGAAAUCAUGGUUGAUUCAUUGAUAUCUCAAUCUCAUCAUGCUGAGCUAGGAAGAGAACUAAAACCCUGGGUACCUGAUGAAGAUGAUCUACAAUGCCCUGAACUGGAAAAUAUCUUUGAUGGCCAGUGGAACAGCAUUUUAAGGGGAUGGGACCAGUUUGAAACAAAUAAGGCACUGUUCGGGGUAAAAAGCACAUUCAAUGAGGAACUUUAUACAACAAAGCUUGAAAAAGGUCCACAAACAAGAGAAUUAGAAGUGCGGGCUUUAAGAAUAGCAAGGGAAAUCGAGGGUGAGGAAACUCGAGAUCUUCAUCUUGCUGAGGAAAGAGGUCUUCACUUUGAUGAAGACUUUGAUAUUGACGAAGAAACAAGAUUCUCUUCGGUCUAUAGGGGUAAACAUGUUGAUGAUACAUAUGAGGACAAUGAAGAUAUACUGAUCGAUUCAUACAAUUCUGAGACUUUUUGUGGUAAAUUCGGUUCAGUCGAUGAGAGGUCUGGUGAAAUAAAUUGUGGAGAAGGCAAUGAUGGAGCUCAUACACUGGCUACUUCCUCUCCCAUGGAUCACCAACAGUCAUCUCAGUCAAGUACUGGUGUAGAUUUAACCAGCACGCGUGCUUAUGAUCAUGCUAAGCAGUUUGCGUCUGCAAUCCCAUCCAAAAGCUACUCGUCUUCGGAUGUGGAAAGCAGGUUUCAGGAGAACCCGGUUCAAAAUCUACGUGGAACCAGUGGUAACACCAAGGAAGAAAAUCUACAAUGUGAGGAUGUUCAGCUGUCUAAAUACGAGGAUUCACAGACAUCACUCUACUUGAAGAAGGACUUAUCUCCUAAUGCCAGCUCCUAUGCCCCAUCAUCUCAUAUCUUAACAAAAUCUCAUGAGAAGAUGGAAUCCCCCGGGGAUUUAGCAUAUGGCAAAGCUAAUGGAGGAACAGAGUAUAUAAAUUCACGCGGAGUCGGUGCAUCAUCUGGGUCAGAUUCUGUGAGAGAUGUGGCAGCAUCUUCUGGUCCUGGUUUAUCUCCAAGUUCAUCUGUUGGUUCACUGUCUUCUGAAAAAUCGUCUUUGAAUCCCAAUGCAAAGGAAUUCAAGCCCAAUCCUACGGCAAAGAAUUUUAUUCCAUCACCUGCUCGUCCUUCCACUCCAGUGUCUGAUAGUUCCUUCUAUUUUCAACCUAAUGUAACUACUGUACCAAAUAUGCAAGGCCUGCCCAUGAGUAUUGGGGCUGGACCCACUUUUACCGGACAACAACCUAUCAUGUAUAAUUCACAGGUUUCCCAAAUGCCAACUCAAGCAUAUUUUCAUCCAAAUGCACCGCAGUACGGACAGCUUCAUGGUCAUCCUAUGCAAGCUUUAUACAUGCCUAGUUACUUACCUGAAAUGCCAUACAAUGGACGUGAUUACUGAAGACUUGACUGACUGUUAUUUGCAAAUCAACUCCUUGCUCAAAAAGAAUAAACUAAGUGGAUGUCCUGAACAGUUAUAAAUGAAGAUAUCUACAACUCAUGGGAAGAUUUCAAAUGGUCCAUUGUGAGAUAUAGUUUUAUGACCUUGUGUGAGCCCAUACAUCUUUUGGGGUUUCAGGUUUUGAUCUGUGUAACAGCGCAACUCAAAUUUAUCCCCGCACCUUUUCUAUUCCCUAAUACCAUGCAACAUUUUCUUUUUA